Stylonychia lemnae is the source of this 453-nucleotide messenger RNA. The record is from the annotation of a GenBank genome assembly. NCBI's taxonomy places the organism in Eukaryota, Ciliophora, Spirotrichea, Sporadotrichida, Oxytrichidae.
AUGUAGGCACGUUGUUUAGGUCGUCUCAAGAAAGAAGCUGAAGACAUUAGAAAUAAUUUUGAUGGAGUUUUAGAGCUAGAUAUUAAGGAUGAAUCACAAAUGUGCUGGCAUGUGAGAUUCAGAGGAGCUGAAGGUUCUGUCUACAACGGAGAAGUUUUCACAUUGUAGUUCAAGUUUUCAGAGGAUUACCCAAUUGAAUCACCAGAGGUGAUUUUUGUCGGGAUUCCUCCAGAGCAUGAGCACGUUUACUCCAAUGGAUAUAUUUGCCUAUCAACUCUCUAUUCAGAUUGGACUCCUGCAUUGAAAGUAUCAGCAGUUACUAUGAGUAUUCUAUCCAUGCUUUCUAGUGCGGUUGUUAAGCAAAAACCCGCAAACGAUGCCUAAGCUGUAGUUUGGAUGAAAAAUAAAAGUCCUAAGAAAGUAAACUGGAUGUUUGAGGAUGAUAAAUGCUGA